Molecule: messenger RNA, 270 nt
Organism: Closterium sp. Naga37s-1
Lineage: Eukaryota; Viridiplantae; Streptophyta; Zygnematophyceae; Desmidiales; Closteriaceae
Source: the annotation of a GenBank genome assembly
AUGCCAUGGAACUCGUUGGAAUUCUAUCAACAAUGGUACAAUGUGCGUGAAGACGAGUACGAGCUGUACCAUCACGUGUGGGAGCAGGCAAACCUGAACAACGUCGCUCGUGAGCCACAGUGGAGGGGGAAGGUGAUAGUUGUGCCACAUGCCGAGCUUACAGGCCCGCAGGGGGCGUUCGUUCGGCAUGUGUGGGCUGGGUUGCCUGAGGGAGAACACGGCCGUGUGGUGGUUGAGGCGUUGGAGGAGGCACUGGGGUUUCUGCAGUAA